This is a messenger RNA of Physeter macrocephalus (sperm whale), 2336 nucleotides long. It is a transcript of the gene ERCC8, whose product is annotated as ERCC excision repair 8, CSA ubiquitin ligase complex subunit. Gene Ontology annotation, biological process: proteasome-mediated ubiquitin-dependent protein catabolic process; protein polyubiquitination; transcription-coupled nucleotide-excision repair. NCBI's taxonomy places the organism in Eukaryota, Metazoa, Chordata, Mammalia, Artiodactyla, Physeteridae. The record is from RefSeq and is a predicted model, not a curated record. The transcript has 13 exons. Gene Ontology annotation, cellular component: Cul4A-RING E3 ubiquitin ligase complex; nucleotide-excision repair complex. Gene Ontology annotation, molecular function: protein binding. Bases 71 to 1261 code for a protein of 396 amino acids.
CGCUCUACACCACAGCCUCAGUGUUCUGUCAUGGCGCUGUCCAGUUCGCAAGCCGUCGUGAAGGGACGGGAUGCUAGGGUUUUUGUCGGCACGACAAGCGGGUUUGGACGACCCUCUUCGCCUUCGGAGAGCGGAGUCCACACGGAGGGUUUUGGGACUGGAGUUAAACAAAGACAGAGAUGUUGAAAGGAUCCAUGGCAGUGGAGUUAACACCCUUGACAUUGACCCUGUUGAAGGGAGAUACAUGUUAUCAGGUGGUUCAGAUGGUGUGAUUGUGCUUUAUGAUCUUGAGAACUCCAGCAGGCAACCUUAUUACACAUGUAAAGCAGUGUGUUCCGUUGGCAGAAGCCAUCCUGAUGUUCACAAAUAUAGUGUGGAGACUGUACAGUGGUAUCCUCAUGACACUGGCAUGUUCACAUCAAGCUCAUUUGAUAAAACUCUGAAAGUAUGGGAUACAAAUACAUUACAAAUUGCAGAUGUAUUUAAUUUUGAAGAAACAGUUUAUAGUCAUCAUAUGUCUCCAGUUGCCACCAAGCACUGUUUGGUAGCAGUUGGUACUAGAGGGCCCAAAGUACAACUUUGUGACUUAAAGUCUGGAUCCUGUUCCCACAUUCUACAGGGUCACAGACAAGAAAUAUUGGCAGUUUCCUGGUCACCGCGUUAUGAGUAUAUCUUGGCAACUGCAAGUGCUGACAGUAGAACAAAAUUAUGGGAUGUGAGGAGAGCAUCAGGAUGUUUGAUUACUCUUGAUCAGCAUAAUGGGAAAAAGUCACAAGCAGUUGAAUCAGCAAACACUGCUCAUAAUGGGAAAGUUAAUGGCUUAUGUUUUACAAGUGAUGGGCUUCACCUCCUCACUGUUGGUACAGAUAAUCGAAUGAGGCUCUGGAAUAGUUCCAAUGGAGAAAACACACUAGUGAACUAUGGAAAAGUAUAUAAUGACAGUAGAAAAGGAUUGAAAUUCACUGUCUCCUGUGGCUGCAGUUCAGAAUUUGUUUUUGUACCAUAUGGUAGCACCAUUGCUAUUUAUACAGUUUACUCAGGAGAACAGAUAACUAUGCUUAAGGGACAUUAUAAAAGUGUUGACUGCUGUGUAUUUCAGUCUAAUUUCCAGGAACUUUAUAGCGGUAGCAGAGACUGCAAUAUUCUUGCUUGGAUACCAUCCUUAUAUGAAUCAGUUCCUGAUGAUGAGGAGACGUCAACCAGAUCACAGUUAAAUCCAGCAUUUGAAGAUGCCUGGAGCAGCAGUGAUGAGGAAGGAUGACUAUCAUUCUUAUGGUUAUUGCAGAGAAUCUGUAGCCUUGGGCCUAACCAGUGACUUUGUUUCCUAGGCACUGGUGGUCAGCUCUUGAAGGCAACAAAUGAUUGUCUGAGUGUGGCACAAGAGUGAUUGGCACAAGCCACUUCUCCUUUGUUCAUCUAAUCAUUACAGCAAGAGAGCAACAGUACUAAACUAGGGCCUGCUAACCCAUUCCUGUUCAAACACCAGCAGGAACAGGAGAGCUGCUACUUCCCAGGUGGCUGACACUCCACUCUCCAGCUUCUCUUCAGCUGUAUAGUAGCGUUAUCCACUGUCCUGUGAAACUGUGUAUCAUCCAUAUAAAUGUACUGUUAAUAUUGUGCUAAAAUGAGGAAAUAGUACUCCUAAUAGGUCUUUGAGAAUUGAGCUAUUAACUAUUUUUAUUGUACGGUUUUAAUGUUUUUUUAUAUAUUAUGUAUGAAAAAAUUUGAGUUUCAGUAAGUACUGUGGAAAAAUUUAUUAAAAAUAACUCAGUGAUGAUCACUAUGAACAUUAAGGAAUGGUAAGUUUAUUUUUAAAAUGUACUGGUUUCAUAAAGAAAUAAAUAAUAAAUAGACUGGAAAUCAGAAGACCUGAGUCUUCAUCUUAGUUUUACUACCAAGUAAACAUGUGAAAUUUGAAUCCUAUUUUUUUACUUUCUUUUUUUCCAUUAGUUUAAAAAAAAAAAAAAAGGAAGGGACAGAAAACUGGAGUAGAAAAUUGUCAAAUUCAUUCCUGUUCCAAAAUCACACAUUGUAAUAUUUAGAAAGCAUUUUAAAAUGGUAUUCACUGUGUGAAAUACAUAAAUAAGUAGAGGUUUAUAUUCAAAGUUAACUGAAGUUCACUGAAGGCAAAGGUAGAGUGUCUUUAUAAAAGGCUCAUGAAUUAUCUUAUACUGAAUAAACACUCAAAUUUUAAUGGAAUUAACAUGUAUUUUGCCUAAACUGAAACUUGUAAAGUUCCCAUCCAAAUUAUUAUGGAACCACCACUUGAUUUAGCAAGUUAGCCUCCCUGAGCUAGUUUCAUUUGUGGAAAGGGAAUAAAAUACACCUUACAGAGU